This is a messenger RNA of Myodes glareolus (Bank vole), 3402 nucleotides long. NCBI's taxonomy places the organism in Eukaryota, Metazoa, Chordata, Mammalia, Rodentia, Cricetidae. The record is from RefSeq and is a predicted model, not a curated record.
CAUUUGAACGACAACUCUCUCCCACCAAGUCUUGGGCAGACAGCAGCUUCCCUAGUCUGGUGGUGAGGCUGAAGUAUGACGUCUCCUUCCUCAGAGGAACCGCUGCUGCUGGCUGAACUCAAGCCUGGACGGCCCCAUCAGUUUGACUGGAAGUCAAGCUGUGAGACCUGGAGUGUGGCCUUCUCCCCAGAUGGUUCCUGGUUCGCCUGGUCUCAAGGACACUGCGUGGUCAAGCUGGUCCCCUGGCCAUUAGAAGAGCAGUUCAUCCCUAAAGGAUUCGAAGCCAAAAGCCGGAGCAGCAAAAAUGAUCCAAAAGGACGAGGCAGCCUGAAGGAGAAGACACUGGACUGUGGUCAGAUUGUGUGGGGGUUGGCCUUCAGCCCAUGGCCCUCUCCACCCAGCAGGAAACUCUGGGCACGCCACCAUCCCCAGGUGCCAGAUGUGUCUUGCCUGAUCCUGGCCACGGGUCUCAAUGAUGGACAGAUCAAGAUUUGGGAGGUGCAGACAGGGCUCCUGCUUCUGAAUCUUUCUGGCCACCAAGAUGUCGUGAGAGAUCUGAGUUUCACACCCAGUGGAAGUUUGAUUUUGGUCUCUGCAUCCCGGGAUAAGACUCUUCGAAUCUGGGACCUGAAUAAGCAUGGUAAGCAGAUCCAGGUGUUGUCCGGCCACCUGCAGUGGGUUUACUGCUGCUCUGUCUCCCCGGACUGCAGCAUGCUAUGUUCCGCAGCUGGCGAGAAGUCGGUGAGCGCCCAGUGUGUCUUCCUGUGGAGCAUGCGGUCCUACACGCUGAUCCGGAAGCUGGAAGGCCACCAGAGCAGUGUCGUCUCCUGUGACUUCUCUCCUGACUCUGCCUUGCUCGUCACAGCUUCUUAUGACACCAGUGUGAUUAUGUGGGACCCCUACACUGGCGAGAGGCUGAGGUCUCUUCAUCACACCCAGCUCGAACCUGUCAUGGAUGACAGUGAUGUCCACAUGAGCUCCCUGCGGUCUGUGUGCUUCUCUCCUGAAGGCUUGUACCUCGCUACAGUGGCAGAUGACAGGCUCCUCAGGAUCUGGGCUCUGGAACUGAAGGCUCCAGUUGCCUUUGCUCCCAUGACCAAUGGUCUCUGCUGCACAUUCUUCCCACACGGUGGAGUUAUUGCCACAGGGACAAGAGAUGGCCAUGUCCAGUUCUGGACAGCUCCCCGCGUUCUGUCCUCACUGAAGCAUCUAUGUAGGAAAGCCCUUCGAAGUUUCCUCACAACAUACCAAGUCCUAGCACUGCCAAUUCCUAAGAAGAUGAAAGAGUUCCUCACAUACAGGACUUUGUAGUAGCAGAAGCAAUGCAAGGGACUGGCUCGGAUGGAGCCAGCAGAUGACACUGGACCCGCUGUGGACCUUUCUCCCCAUUGGCAUGUGCAAGUAGGUCUGAGGGACCCCACUUCCGUGGUGCCAGCCUUACCUCGUCUUCGUCCAUUGUAAGCGGCCUUCGUCAGUCUAGUUGUCUCGAAGCCAUGUGCAGUUGUGGAUGUUGUUUGGAUAUAAAAGCAAGCAGUCUCCAGAGCCUGUCUGGUGAUGGCCAAGUCCACACUCCCUUCACUGGGAAGUGCCGCCAUGUAGCAUAGCAUAGCAUAGCAUAGCAUAGCACCUGCUGCCUGUGUGCAGCCAGUGGCUGCAUGGGCUGAAGUUCCUAUGCUCUGGUCAAAGGAAUGCUCGAGUUUGGCACGUGCUUCUGAUGAGGACAUUCCUAUGAAGCCGUUUGGUUUGUUACUCAGCUGCAGGUGGACUGGGCUGUGCCCCUCACCAAUACACUAGUACUGGCUUCUAUUUUUCUUUAAACAGUGGUGUGCAUGUGUAGGAAAUGACAAACAAGUACAUCAGAUCAUGUGAGGUGUUCCUCAACUGCAUGACGGUCAGAUGGCCAUUUAUCAGCAUCAUAUUUAUUUGUAUUUUCUCAGCAGAUAUUAAGGUACAACUAUGUUUUCUCAGUGGUCUUUAAAAGCCAAGAGUUCUUGCGUGGCCCAGUUGUGAAGCCAUGUCUAGUUGUGUGGAGUCAGUGUUGUCACUGGCUCAUGCUGUCACGUGCGUGCGUUUGUCUCUGCUGCUUGACCUCAUGGGAUUCACCCUCCAGUUCAACUGCCCUAACACAGCCCCUUCCAAGCACUGCUCUUCACCAGCGGCAGAGCUACCUAUUCGGGAUGCCUCACUCACAGAAGAUCUGCCUUGGGAAAGUUAAUAUAUUUUAAAUUAUUUUAAAAGAAACGCAACACCUUAUUCUUGGACUUUUCUUAAUUGAUGCUUUAUAGAGGCAGUGUUAACAUUGUACAAUGUGUGUAUAGAGGAGACUCCUCUAUUAUCUGAAGAAAAACAUUGCAAAAUGAGGCUUUCAUUGAAGGGAGGAAAGAGAAAGAAAAAAAGCCUGUCUCUGUCCUUUUUUUUCUCCAUUAAGAAAAAAAAAUCUUGGGAGAGUUGGACUCCAGUGGGCAGUUCAGGUUCAGCCGUGUGACUGAGACACUACCUCCAACCCUGGCCACUUGGCUGCAGCUUCAAACUCCACUGGGAGACUUGGGGAGCAAGCUCUCCAUGGACAAGCAGAUUUCUCCUUUAGACAGCAUAUGCUCAACUUCACAGUCCAUGGUGCUGAAAAUACCUCCACCUCAGAUGCACCUCACACAGCUAACCCAGUAAACAGCAAGUAGGUCAUGGAACACCAGGUGCACUCUGUGUCAGUAGCGUGCACAGCCCCUCUCUAGCCCAGGGGAUGUUUGGUCCCAAGGGGAUGCGUACACUUUUCUACCUUGUACAGAGGCCUGCCAGAACAGCUUUAUUAGGAAUAGCCUCCAAGGAGAGCUUACCCUGAGACACUAGAGACAGCAGGCGUAGGGCACUGGGCGAGCACCACUCCUACCGUGGAGGAUGUCUGAGUGCAGCCAGACCGCGCAGGCAGGGGCAUCGCAGCACCCGUCCCUCCCCGACAAGUGAGGCUUGUGGUCACUGGCCCAGAAAGGCAGCCCUGACUGUACUUUUACAGUUUUUCUGCUGCUGUCACAAGAGAAUUUGGAACCUGCUGGGAAGCCUUCUGAAAAAGAAAAGGACAGGUGUUUUGUUUCUGGAUAGGGUUUAUCUCAGCAGGCUGGUAAUUCUGCAGUUCUGCCUCAACCUCUUGAGUCCUGAGGUUAUAAGCAUGUCACCACACUGGGCAAAAGACCAAUUUGAAACUUUGUAACAAAACAGUUUUGAUCAGAAACCCACUAGCACCCAUUUAAAGUAUAUGCAAAAGUGAGAAAGUUUAAAUCCAGGGACGCAGACCCUAAAUUGGAAGAUAUCUGAAGGGUUGUUCAAUUUGAACAUCACACUGCAGACCUGAGGUGAGGCCAAUUUUGUCAACCCAGCAACUGACAGUAAAGAUUUUAAGCAUCCCCC